UUCUUUUUAAAUAGAAAAGGUAGAAACACUUCUGGUUGUACCACGUUACUCGGCCGUGCUUAUAAGUAACGGCAGUCCACCGAAGGUAACAUAACAAGAAGGUGGUCUUUGCGUCUACAAUUCAUCUACUGCGCGAGAAAAAUGGGUUUGAAGGAGGAAUUUGAGCAAUAUGCUGAGAAAGCUAAAACCUUACCAGAGACCACAACAAAUGAAAACAAGCUCAUUCUCUAUGGACUGUUCAAGCAAUCUACUGUUGGACCAGUGAAUACCAGUCGUCCUGGAAUGUUCAAUAUGAGGGAAAGAUACAAGUGGGAUGCAUGGAAGGCUGUUGAAGGGAAAUCUAAAGAGGAAGCAAUGAGUGAUUACAUCACCAAAGUAAAACAGUUGCUGGAGGAGGCUGCUGCGUCUGCUUGAUGUUCCCAGCUUUGUCAUCUAUGUUUGAAUAAGUAAAACUAAGAAUAAACAUUGUACUUUUCUUAUUGCUACCAUGUUAUUCUUGAAUUAAGCCAAUUUAAAUUAGAUGUAUUUUAUGUAUUUCUAGCAUAAACAAGCUCAAAUGAAAUGUUUGUGGCACCUGCCCUGAACAAAAAUUGUGUAAAUCCCUGAAUCCACCACAAUCGCCAAGGUUAUCCCCCUCCAAAUGUAUACUGACAUCAGCGAUUGAAUUGAGAUUUGAAACUUUUCAUUUUGA
Molecule: messenger RNA, 691 nt
Organism: Theobroma umbraticum
Lineage: Eukaryota; Viridiplantae; Streptophyta; Magnoliopsida; Malvales; Malvaceae
Gene: ACBP6
Product: acyl-CoA-binding protein 6
Biological process (GO): fatty acid metabolic process
Molecular function (GO): fatty-acyl-CoA binding
Source: RefSeq, a predicted model, not a curated record